AUGGAGACGGUUGGCAUAUCUGCAGCGAGCUGGGUGGUUGGCAAAGCACUGAGCCCACUGUCUGGUGGUGUGCUGGAGUUGUGGGCAGCCAGCACCAAGCUCGGGUAUAACAUCGAGAAUCUAAAGCUGGAGCUGUUGCAGGCUCAGGCAAUGUUGAACACUGCCGAGGGCAGGGAGAUCCACAACCCCGCCCUGGCUGAGCUGCUAAACAAGCUGCGGCAGCUGGCCUAUGGGGCCGACGAUGUGCUGGACGCGAUCGACUACUUCCGCAUCCAGGAUGAGCUCGAUGGCACGUACCAUGCUGCAGACACGCAUGCUGCUGGCUGUGUCCAGGACCUCGCCCUCCAUGCUCGCCACAUGACCAAAGCUUGUGGGAACAAACUCAAGUUUCCUGUGUGCACGCGUGCUACCAGGCGUCCCGAUCCUGAUGAGCAAGACGGCGAUGGCAAACAAGGAUGCCUCUCAGGUCUCCGCUUUUGUGGUGGUCGGCGUGAGGUUAACUCCUCACUACCGACACCCACCAAACAGCUGGGUGUCGAUGAGGUUCAUGGCAGAUGCAUGCCUAAGGCUGCCCACAAUGUCGGUAAACACUUUUCUUGCUUCUCCUCCUUACCCUCUAUCGACCAUGAUGCUCAGACCGAAGUGGUGGAAAAUCACCCCUUAGAAAUACCAAAACUGAAGUUUGACAGGGUGGAAAUGUCUAGAAAGAUAUUGAACAUCAUAGAGCAGUUGAAGCCUGUAUGUGCUAAGGUCUCAACCAUUCUUAAUCUAGAGUUACUGAACUCUAGCCGUGCCUCUACCCAAGACAUUGCCACGAACAGACCCAAAACUACCCCACAAAUUAUAGAACCUAAGUUAUAUGGAAGGGAUAGCCACAAAAAGAUUGUCCUCGAUGAAAUUGCUAAUAGUCAAUGUUGUGAACUCACUGUGCUUCCAAUUGUCGGCCCAGGAGGUAUUGGAAAGACAACUUUCACACAACACGUAUAUGAACAAGCGAAGAGUCAUUUCCAAGUCCCCAUCUGGAUUUGUAUCUCUUUUGAUUUUAAUGCGAAUAGGUUGGCAAAAGAUAUCGUGAAAAAUAUCCCCAAAUUUGACAAUGAAAAGAGUGAUUGUAGUGAUGAAGAGCUUAUCGUGCAAAGGAUAAAAGGAAAAAGGGUUUUACUUGUGUUAGAUGAUGUGUGGACACAUCAUGAGGAUGAGUGGAAAAAAUUGUUAUCCUUAUUCAAAACCGAGGGUGCAAAAGGUAGCAUGGUUAUAGUCACGACUCGAAUACCCGAGGUAGCAAACACGGUUAAGACAACUAAAUGCUCACUGGGAUUGGAGCAUCUAUGUCCUAAAGAUAUUAUGUCUUUCUUUGAAGAUUGUGUAUUUGGUGACCAAGAACCAUGGAUUCACCAUCCAGAACUAUCUGAAGUUGGGAGCAAAAUAGUGGACAAGCUGAAGGGUUCCCCUCUUGCAGCAAAAACUGUUGGUAGAUUAUUAAGAAACAAACUUACAUUAAACCUUUGGACAAGCGUUCUGGAAAGUAAAGAAUGGGAAUCACAAAACAAUGACAAUGAUAUUAUGCCAGCUUUAAAACUCAGCUAUGAUCAUCUUCCAUUCCAUCUACAACAAUGUUUUUCUUUUUGUUCUUUAUUUCCUGAAGAUUAUGAAUUUGGUAGCGAAGAGUUGGUUCACUUGUGGAUUGGACUGAAUAUUUUGAAGAUGUUGGAAUGUGCUAUUUAA
Molecule: messenger RNA, 1725 nt
Organism: Triticum turgidum subsp. durum (durum wheat)
Lineage: Eukaryota; Viridiplantae; Streptophyta; Magnoliopsida; Poales; Poaceae
Source: the annotation of a GenBank genome assembly